AGGCGUUUCAAGCCAUCUAGAACAGUUCAGAGAGCCAGAACCAUGACUCUCUUAACCGAGGACCAGCAACCUUGCAGGUUCUCUGCACCAGACAGCCCUGUCACAUCCAUGGAACACUACCCAACUGAUUUGGGACCAAAUGGGGACUAUGUGGACACCAUGAAACCAGCUGUGUUUGGAGCAGUGGAGCCUCCUAAGAGGUCCAGAGGAAGGCUUAUCAUGCACGGCAUGGUCAUGUUUGGAAGGGAAUUUUGCUACGCUGUUGAGGCUGCAUUUGUCACACCGGUGUUGCUUAGUGUUGGACUCCCAAAGCACCUGUACAGUCUGGUGUGGCUCAUUAGCCCUAUUUUGGGAUUCAUCCUGCAGCCUGUCAUUGGUUCGGCAAGCGACUACUGUAGGUCCCCAUGGGGCCGGAGGCGACCAUACAUACUGUUACUGGGGAUUAUGAUGUUAGUUGGCUUAACUUUAUUUCUAAAUGGCGAUGCUGUGACAUCAGCCGCAGUACAGGACAGAGAUCUGAAAAGUACAUGGGCCAUCGUGGUCGUCAUGUUUGGGGUGGUGAUGUUUGAUUUUGCAGCAGACUUCAUUGAUGGGCCCAUUAAAGCCUAUUUGUUUGAUGUGUGUUCUCAUCGGGACAAAGAGAGAGGUCUACAUUAUCAUGCCUUACUCACAGGUCUUGGUGGAGCUUUUGGCUAUCUGAUUGGAGCCAUGGACUGGGGUCACUCAGCUUUAGGUGUUGUGCUGGGCUCAGAGUACCAAGUCAUCUAUUUCUUUUCAUCGCUUACCUGGGGUGUCUUUCUCACCAUACACCUUUUCAGCAUCCCAGAGAUACCACUGAGCAAAGACCACAGAUCAGACUCCUCAAACUCUCUGCUCAUGGAAAUCCCACAAAAUAACGGUUAUGGUGCAGUGCCCAAAGAACCGCUACUUUUGCCUGAAAUGAGGCAGCGCUCAUUCUCCGCACUCAGUGAAGCGAAUGCAGUUACACCUAGUGCCAAGCAGCCGAACAGCGAGGUUCAGAAGAGGAUGACCCUGAAAUCUUUACUGUCAGCAAUGAUUAGCAUGCCCAGCCAUUACCGCUAUCUGUGUAUGAGUCAUCUGCUGGGAUGGACUGCCUUCCUGUGCAACAUGCUCUUCUUCACUGACUUUAUGGGGCAGAUUGUGUACAGGGGAAACCCAUAUGCUGAGCAUAAUUCCACCUCCUAUGUGAUUUAUGAGAGAGGGGUUGAGGUCGGUUGCUGGGGCCUUUGCAUCAACGCUGUCUCCUCUGCUCUCUAUUCAUAUGUGCAGAGACUGCUCCUGCCUUAUAUUGGCCUGAAGGGACUAUACUUCCUUGGCUACUUUAUGUUUGGUUUGGGAACUGGUCUGAUUGGCCUGUUUCCAAACAUUGUUGCCACCCUGACACUGUGCAGUGUGUUUGGUGUUAUGUCCAGCACUCUCUACACCAUCCCAUUCAACCUCAUUUCUGAGUACCACAAAGAGGAAGAGGAGCGAAGGAAACUGGGCAGUGAAGAUCCAGCUCUUGGGGGCCGUGGUAUUGGCAUGGACUGCGCAGCUCUUACCUGUAUGGUGCAGCUAGCUCAGGUCAUAGUGGGAGCUGGACUUGGAGCCCUGGUCAACCUAGCAGGCAGCGUUAUUGUGGUGGUGCUCUCUGCCUCGACAGUUUCCCUUAUUGGCUGCCUCUUUAUUGCUAUCUUUAUGUAAUGCAUGGACUAAACAAUAAAUAAACACUGUUCUCUAUUUUAUGUGGUCCAUUAUUAAAAAA
Molecule: messenger RNA, 1765 nt
Organism: Xyrauchen texanus (razorback sucker)
Lineage: Eukaryota; Metazoa; Chordata; Actinopteri; Cypriniformes; Catostomidae
Product: membrane-associated transporter protein-like
Exons: 7
Coding region: 43-1704 (553 amino acids)
Cellular component (GO): membrane
Molecular function (GO): sucrose:proton symporter activity
Source: RefSeq, a predicted model, not a curated record